AUGCCUGCCACACAGAAGCCGAUGAGAUAUGGACAUACAGAGGGACACACAGAUGUCUGUUUUGAUGAUUCCGGAAGAUAUCUGUGUGUUUCACAUGUUUUUCAUAUUUUGUGUAAGAAUGGAAAAUUGGUCACUGCUGUAUCUAACAAUACUGUUCAAGUUCAUACAUUUCCUGAAGGAGUUCCAGAUGGUAUAUUGACACGCUUUACCACAAAUGCAAACCAUGUGGUCUUUAGUGGGGAUGGUGCUAAAAUUGCUGCUGGAUCCAGUGAUUUUAUAGUCAAAGUUGUGGAGGUGAUGGAUAGCAGCCAACAGAAAACCUUUCGAGGACAUGAUGCCCCUGUGUUAAGUCUUUCCUUUGAUCCUAAGGACAUCUUUCUGGCAUCAGCUAGUUGUGAUGGAUCUGUCAGAGUGUGGCAAAUUUCAGAUCAGACAUGUGCCAUUAGCUGGCCACUGCUGCAAAAAUGCAACGAUGUGAUAAAUGCAAAAUCAAUCUGCAGACUUGCUUGGCAGCCAAAAAGUGGUAAGUUACUGGCAAUUCCUGUGGAAAAAUCUGUUAAGCUCUAUAGAAGAGAAACUUGGAGUAAUCAGUUUGAUCUUUCAGAUGAUUUCAUCUCUCAGACCCUCAAUAUAGUAACCUGGUCUCCCUGUGGACAGUUUUUAGCUGCAGGGAGUAUUAAUGGUUUAAUUGUAGUUUGGAAUGUGGAAACCAAAGAUUGCCUGGAAAGUGAUCUCAAAAGUUUGUUUACAGUGAUAUCAGCACUUGAAAUGGUGUCUAACAGAAUAGAUAAGGAUUACAAUAACCUUUUUGAUGAAGAUGAUAUGAGCAGUGCUGGUGAUUUUCUAAAUGACAAUGCAGUUGAGAUCCCCUCUUUUUCAAAAAGGAUUAUAAAUGAUGGUGAGGAUGAUGAAGACCUCAUGCUGACUUCAAGUCAUCCUAGACAGAGAAGUCACAUCUUAGAUGAUGAUGAAAACUCAGUUGAUGUUGGAUUGCUAAAAAGUGGUUCUAGUCUUCUUAAAGAAGAGGAAGAAAAUACUCAGGCAGACAACAUUCACAGUCUACCACAUGUAACAUCCCAAAGGCCAUUUUAUGAUGGGCCUAUGCCAACUCCCCAGCAAAAACCAUUCCAGUCAGGUUCUACACCCUUGCAUCUCACUCACAGAUUCAUGGUGUGGAACUCUGUUGGAAUUAUUCGCUGCUAUAAUGAUGAGCAAGACAAUGCCAUAGAUGUGGAGUUCCAUGAUACCUCCAUACACCACGCAACACACUUAUCAAACAUUUUGAAUUAUACAGUAGCAGAUCUUUCCCAUGAAGCUAUUUUGUUGGCCUGUCAAAGCGCUGAUGAACUAGCAAGCACGCUUCACUGCCUGCACUUUAGUUCCUGGGAUUCAAGCAAAGAGUGGAUAGUAGAUAUGCCUCAGGAUGAGGAUAUCGAAGCCAUUUGCCUUGGUCAGGGGUGGGCUGCUGCUGCCACUAGUGCCUUGCUCCUCCGACUGUUUACUAUUGGGGGCGUUCAGAAAGAGGUCUUCUGCCUUCCUGGGCCUGUGGUGUCAAUGGCAGGAUACGGAGAACAGCUUUUCAUUGUUUACCACAGAGGCACAGGAUUUGAUGGUGAUCAGUGCCUUGGAGUUGAACUGCUGGAGCUGGGGAGGAAGAAGAAGCAAGUCCUGCGUGGAGACCCACUUCCUCUUACAAGGAAAUCCCACCUUACAUGGGUGGGAUUUUCAGCUGAAGGUACCCCCUGUUACGUGGAUUCAGAGGGCAUUGUUCGAAUGCUUAACAGGGGACUUGGUAAUACCUGGACUCCUGUGUGUAACACAAGAGAACACUGCAAGGGGAAGUCUGAUCACUACUGGGUGGUUGGUAUCCAUGAAAAUCCCCAGCAGCUGAGGUGCAUUCCUUGUAAAGGUUCACGGUUUCCUCCUACGCUUCCACGGCCUGCUGUAGUGAUAUUAUCCUUUAAGCUUCCUUACUGUCAGACUGCAACAGAGAAAGGACAAAUGGAGGAACAGUUUUGGCGUUCGGUAAUGUUUCACAACUACCUUGAAUAUUUAGCUAAAAAUAAUUACGAAUAUGAAGAGAGCACUAAAGAUCAAGCAAUAAGAGAACAGCAGGAGCUUUUACUGAAGAUGCUUGCACUUUCUUGUAAACUGGAGCGGGAAUUUCGAUGUGUGGAACUUGCUGAUCUGAUGACCCAAAAUGCUUUGAAUUUAGCCAUUAAAUACGCUUCUCGUUCUCGGAAAUUAAUAUUGGCCCAAAGACUUAGUGAACUGGCUAUGGAGAAGGCAGCUGAAUUGUCAGUGACCCAGGAGGAGGAAGAGGAAGAAGAGGAUUUCAGAAAAAAGCUCAAUGCUGGUUAUUAUAAUACUGCCUCAGAGUGGAGCCAGCCGAGGCUUAAAAAUCAAGUUGAAGAAGAUGCAGAAGAUAGUGGGGAAUUUGAUGAAGUAGAAAAAAACCCAGAAAUACAUUCUCUAGGACAGAACCCAUUUUCCAAAAGUACAAAUUCCUCUGAUGUGACAACUAUUAAGUCAGGUGCAGUUAUAUCUAGCAACCAAGGACGAACAAACCCCUUCAAGAUAUCAGCCAAUUCUAAAGAGCCAGCCAUUUCGGUGAAUACAGCACGUUCAACUAAUAUUUUAGACAAUAUGAACAAAUCAUCCAAGAAAUCCACUGCACUUAACCGAGCUGCAAAUAAUGAAAAGUCUCCAGUUAUAAAGCCUCUGAUUCCAAAGCCAAAGUCUAAGCAGGCAUCUGCAGCAUCCUAUUUCCAAAAAAGAACUUCCCAAGCUGAUAAGACUGAUGAAGUGAAAGAAGAAAAUCCAAAAAACUCAUCAUCUGAAACCCCAGCUGUGUCUCCUCAAAACACAGAAAACCAAAAGCCAAAGACUGGGUUCCAGAUGUGGCUGGAAGAAAACAGAAGUAAUAUUUUGUCUGGCAAUCCUGACUUUUCAGAUGAAGCAGACAUAAUAAAAGAAGGAAUACUUCGAUUUAGAGUAUUGUCUGCUGAUGAGAGGAAGCCAGAUAAAACUCAGAGCUCCAAAAUGGUGAAAAGAUUAGAACCAGUUUGUUUUCUCAUCAGCUUUGGUUCAUCAGUCUGUGAAACAUUCAUAACAUUGAAGUUAAUUUCCACAAAUACUUGGAUGACUAGCUGGGACAAAUGUACAGUAGCAGUUGUGAUGCUAAAAAUAAAAAUACACUCAAACAAUAUAGAAACUUGGUUUCGCGUGUCUCGGCUGAGCUGUUGCAUUCCCUUUGUCUUUAUUGUCAUUCCCAAUUUGCUGUUUUUUAACACUGGUAGUUACGGCAGAAUGGUGGUCGUUCCUCCUAUGUGGAGCAGCAUCUCUGAAUUUUCCAUGUGCCAUCAGGAGACUCCUGCAAGAGGAAUUACUCCGUCAUAA
Orycteropus afer afer is the source of this 3399-nucleotide messenger RNA. Lineage: Eukaryota; Metazoa; Chordata; Mammalia; Tubulidentata; Orycteropodidae. The record is from RefSeq and is a predicted model, not a curated record.